CCUGCACCAUGGCGCCCGAGUGAAUACGAUGAUGUGGUCGCAGAGGCGCUCCCCUUCGCCCUCCGCCAGCCCCUUUGCAGUUUGAAAGCACCGCGUGGGCGGAUACACCCAACCGUACAUACCGUCCUAUCAGCGACUUGUAUGGGACUGAUCCUGCGAAAUCGCUUUGGAUGGGUAUAAAUAACGGUACACCACAAGCUAAAAGUGAUGGAUCGACCGAACCACUGGCAUAUUUAUGCCCUGUAUGCAACCGUCCUAUGGGCUCGUCGACCGAGUUUGUCAAACACUUGAAGGAUACAUCCUGCGGGUCCACAUGCCUCGAGUGUGGUGAACUGUCAAGGUCCGGUGUAGACCUCUAUAGGCAUGCUCAAGAAUAUAGCCAUAGCGUUCUCCGCUGCGGCUACAAAAAGUGUGGAAAGACCUACGCCCGAAUCGACAUCCUUGAGCGUCAUUUGCUCAAUCAUCGAGCCAAUGCAGCUCAAUACCCAUGCACUUACUGUUGCAGUGAGAGGGCGUUCACGCGCAAAGACAAGCUAAAGCAGCAUUUGAACAAUUUUCAUCGAAUCGGCGACGCGCAAGGCAUUGACCUUGUCUGUCAUCACCAUGAUUGCGACUCAUAUCGUCCCAAUGGUCCCCACUAUUAUGAACUCGAUCAUCCCUUCAAAAGGGGCGCAGAUUACACCAGUCACAUCAAAGAAGUCCACGACGAAUCUCCGUAUCCUUGCCCCGUCGCAGGAUGCAAUCGCGUCGGCGCGAAGGGAUACUUCUCCAAAAGUCCUCUGGUAAGGCAUAUCAAGAAGGAGCAUGUUGGGACAGAUAUACAGUUCGGCAAGAUCCCGGCCUCUGUUUAGUGGAGAAUGGGGAUGGGAAUGAUGAUCCACGGCGAUUCCAUACUCGCAAGUCGCAAACGAGACUCGACAUGUGUGGGUUUUGGGUGAUGUCUCAUCAUUUGCCAUGCAAAUCGGGAUCAAGGGGUUAGACUGUCGUUACCGUGCAGGUUGAAUACAACUGAAUUAGCUCU
Molecule: messenger RNA, 1021 nt
Organism: Eremomyces bilateralis CBS 781.70
Lineage: Eukaryota; Fungi; Ascomycota; Dothideomycetes; Eremomycetales; Eremomycetaceae
Exons: 2
Coding region: 171-851 (226 amino acids)
Biological process (GO): regulation of transcription by RNA polymerase II
Cellular component (GO): nucleus
Molecular function (GO): RNA polymerase II cis-regulatory region sequence-specific DNA binding; DNA-binding transcription factor activity, RNA polymerase II-specific
Source: RefSeq, a predicted model, not a curated record